Messenger RNA from Polyodon spathula (Mississippi paddlefish), 2556 nucleotides. RefSeq names its product E3 ubiquitin-protein ligase RNF19A-like. Gene Ontology annotation, biological process: ubiquitin-dependent protein catabolic process; protein polyubiquitination; positive regulation of proteasomal ubiquitin-dependent protein catabolic process. Lineage: Eukaryota; Metazoa; Chordata; Actinopteri; Acipenseriformes; Polyodontidae. The coding region runs from base 363 to 2060 and encodes 565 amino acids. The record is from RefSeq and is a predicted model, not a curated record. Gene Ontology annotation, cellular component: cytoplasm; ubiquitin ligase complex. The transcript has 9 exons. Gene Ontology annotation, molecular function: ubiquitin protein ligase activity; ubiquitin conjugating enzyme binding; zinc ion binding.
GCCAGUUACAGAUUGAGAACCGCAGCAAAGAGCGCAGAUUGCAGGGGAGAGGGUCAUACACAGCCAUUGGAAGCAAUAACUAAGUGGCAGUGAAUCAGGUUAAAUGUGCUGCUGUUAAUUAAGAAUAAUAUCCUCCAGAUAAAAUGAAUAAGCACUGUCUCCCACUUGCAAGGAUUACCUCAUUCUUGGAACGUCUCCUUUUUUCACAUUAGCUCAAUUCAAGAUGCCUCACUUCAGAGCUACAGACUGUAAUGUAGAAGCUUCAGAUGCUGUAAAAUCCUCCUAAUGCCACAAAACAUAAUUCAACCCCCCCUCCUCUUUUAUGCUGAUGCCAGUCCAGCUUCCCGAACUACCGCCAGACAAUGAAGAGGCCCAAGCAGCAUCAGCAUCUCAGCUUCUUCAAUUUCUUCAGCCGGAAGCCCAAAUCUGACCCCAGACUGGACAAGGCAGCAGCACAGGAGGACAGAGUGCCCCCCAAAAGGCGAGAUGAGAUUGCUAUCACACUGACGCCCAGCGAGCAUGGAGACAGGGGCGUCGAAGGAGGAGAAAGGGGAGGAGGCCGGAUUGGUCUUUCGUCUGCUUCCUCCAGCCACGAGCAACUGCUGCCAUACCUGGAGUGCCCCCUGUGCCUUCUCAGCCAGCCACGGUGCCACUUCCCCCAGCUCUCGUCAUGCCCCCACCGCUCAUGCUCCGAUUGUCUGCACCAGUAUCUGCGCAUUGAGAUCACAGAAAGCCGGGUGUGCAUUGCUUGUCCCCAGUGCCCGGAGAUGCUUGCCCCAACCGAUAUCCGCACUAUCCUUGGUGAAGAGGCCUUGCUUGAGAGGUAUGAGGAAUACCAGCUGAGGAGGUUCCUGGCUUCCGACACUGAUACCCGAUGGUGCCCAGCACCAGACUGCAGCUAUGCAGUGAUAGCCAGUGGCUGUGCAGAGUGCCCAAAGCUGAGCUGUGGGCGGGAAGGCUGUGGAACCGAGUUCUGUUACCACUGCAGACAGCUGUGGCACCCAGACCAGACCUGCGACCAGGCCCGACUACAGAGGUCCCGCAAUGCCUCUGGAAACAAUGGCGCUUCCACAAUGUUUACUUUUAAUGAGGAGACAGGCAGUGAGGUUGAGGAAAUCAAAGCCUGCCCACGAUGUGGGGCUUACAUCAUGAAGACGAAUGAUGGCAGCUGUAACCGAAUGAACUGCACUGUUUGUGCCUGCCAGUUCUGCUGGCUGUGCAUGAAGGAGAUUACUGACGUGCACUACCUUAGUCCCUCUGGUUGCACGUUCUGGGGUAAGAAGCCCUGGUCUCGAACAAGGAAGGUUCUCUGGCAGGUGGGCAUGCUGCUGGGAGCGCCAGUGGUCAUUUCUCUCAUUGCAGGCCUCGCCAUUCCAGUAAUAAUUGUUGGGAUACCAAUCUAUAUGGGGAGAAAGGUCUACAGUCGAUGUAAAAAAAACAAUAUCUCAGGAAGUAAGCAGUACCUGACUGUAGCCAGUGGGGUUGUCAUGUCAGUGUUCGUCUCUCCUGUCAUAGCAGCUGUGACUGUGGGCGUGGGAGUCCCGCUCAUGGUAACUUAUGUGUAUGGCGUGGUUCCCAUGUCCCUCUGUCGAAAUGGUUGGUGCGGCACUGAGGAGGAUCAAGCAGAGUCAGGGAAAAUACAUCUGGAAGAUUUAGCUAACUAUCUAAUGUUCUCUUAUGUAGUCAGUGACCACUGGACUGGUAAAUCCAACCCAGCGGUUAGUGAAGCGAGUGUCCAUGAAGCAACCACUCUCCCCAGUACCAGCAGAAGCCACCCAGACAAGGAAAGUAAUAAAGAGCUGGACAACCAAUCCGCAAGCACCGUGGCCCUGGCAGGGAGCAUGUUCAGUGAGACACAGGACCCCUCCUUUUGGGAAGGGAAUAACAUUGAGGUGCAGGUGGAGAUUGAAGCUCAUCCGAGGGACGGUCGAGAGCAGAGCCUCAGUAGCAUCCUGUCCAGCCAGAGCCUGUCAGUGGAGUCCCUGGGGUGUUCCCGGGAGCAGCUGUGUGGAGGCGAGCUGAACCGAGGGGCUACACCUGAAACAAUAAACGUUGUUUAAAGUGCACUCAAACAGCUACACCCUGGCAGCCAGCAGUAUUACCUUUGGCUGCUUCAAACUAGCCUCCAGUUUUACAGGAGUUUGAGAGCUGUUGUCUCAUUCAAAUAGUCGUAUCCUUUGGUUUUGUUUUUAUUAUUAUUUUUUUUAUUAUUAUUUUAUUUAAUAUUAAUAAAAGUGUUUGUAGUUUUAAUUUGAAUUUUACGUUUUUAUCAUCUUUGCAUAAAAAAAAAAAAAACUGUUCACUGCAUGAAUUCUUUUCAUGCAAAAAAUGUAGCCUGCUCCUUAAAACAAAGAUAUACAUAGAAUCAUAUAUAACACGAGAUUUAGCAGAGACUGUAAGUGUAUACUGUAACAGUACCAAUAACUCCUUCUCUGUCACAUGGAAACUGUCUUGGGUUCUCAGCUCCUAUUUUGGAGGUAAUUUAGGAAAUAUGGACCACUGUAUCCAUAGCUUCACAUUGAAGAUCACUGCGGUAAUAAUUAACAAUAAAGAUUA